AUGUACUCCUCAUCACCGAUGGAGCAGCGCGACAGCCGCAUAGAAAUUCUCAGUGUAGGCGAAGAUGAGUCCACCCCAACGGAGUCGCGCGAAAAGCCGCCUGCAUUCGCCGAGGCGUGCUGCGACGACGAUGAGGACGAAGCCGCGGAGAUCGCGGACUCCUGCCUGCGGCUAAACAAGUUCUUUCACGAACUCUUUCCGGACAGGCAAGUGGCGACCUGGAUGUCCAUCCACGCCGUCAUCAUCCUGGUAUACGCGCUCUUCAACUUCAACGCGUACACAGUCUUCCUCCAGAGCCAGAAUGGCGUUAUUAACUUCAACAUAAACAUGAUAUGGUGCCUUUUGUUCAUCUGGGCGGGGAAUUUGGUCAUGUACAUUGCUACCAUGAUCAUCAGGUACCUACUGAUCAACCUGCUCGUCAACCUACCCUGCUCGCGUAACGCAUACGUGUUCGCCUCGAUCAGCAUGCUUGACCCAACGAUCUUCUACCUGCUGUGGGCGGCUACGCAGUCGGUGAUCUGGCAAAUCCUGGUCUCUAGACUGAAGGAUGAGGCGCACAUGUUCUGCAUCGAAACUCCGUUUUGGUAUGAUUUCACGCACAAGUACCUGAUCUUCCGGGAGGACGCUAUGGUGUGGAUCACGUGUGCCAUACACGUUCACCUGAUUCUGGCCAUACGGAGCUUAACACUGGCGGUCAUAUCGUUCACCUUCGAACUCAACCUGCUCGUGAACUCCAACGAAGCGCUGAAGAAGUACCUCAAGCUGUACACCAACAUCAGGAAGUUCAACAUCGAUUGGCUCGCGCUGGUCAUCUCCAAACCGGAGCUCGUCAAGCGGCUGAAGAAAGCGUUAUUGCUCAAACAACACGACGGCAAGAUGCUUAAUGACGCGCAGAGUAACAGUGACCGGAUCACCGAUUUCAAGAAUCAAAAUGCGCUGCACAUACUGCACGAGGCCCAUGAGACGGCCUACAUGCAGUACUUCAGCACCAAGGAGGAUCUCAGUGUGCCUUCAGACACAACCGACGCGAUGAUUGAUCAGUCUUCCACCUCCGCUUUCGCCAACUGGUUGCUCAUCUACUACGUCGUCAGAGUGCCACCGGUGAUCUCGUUGAUACGCGAGGACAUCGUUCUCAGGGGGCGCGCAGAAAUCGAGACCUGCGCCGCGAUGUUGUUCGAGCAGAUGUAUAUGACGCUGAAUGAAAGAGCGAGUUCGGGUGGAGAAACGGAUGAUUUGCAAUCGGAUGCCGAACCGCGUGGCGAGUUGACGCAGGCCAAAGACUCGAGUGAGGAGGAUAACAUUGACAGUCCGGAGAUGGCAACAACCGCAGCGCCUGAACUUGGUGACAUGGGAGCUCCCGAGACCAAUGAUGCAGUGGACCAGAGCGUGUCAAAGAGCCCCGCCCUGGGGGCAACGCCGUCUGACGACAACGCCGCUGCGAAAGCGGUCGAAGAACGUAGCCCGUCCAAUGCAAAACCAACGGUGGUAAGGAUCGUGGAACCACCGCGGGGCCCAUCGCAUGGGCAUCAUCAGAUGGCACAAGCAUCUGAACCAUCGCAACAAGCAACGACCAGCAUGUUCAAAGUCUGCACAAGCCCGUCGAAGGUCAGGCUCAGGAACCAUCGCACGAUAUCUAUGAUGCACCUAGAGCAGUUCAGGAACAGUUUGUUGGAGAGUGAGGCAAGUCAGGAAUUUCCGGACCAAAGCACCACUGCCGAUUACCAAUUCCACGUCAUUGACGGCUAUGAUUCGCGUUUCAUUUGCAUGGAGCAGAUGAGGUCGUUCCUUCUGCCGAAGGAGUGCGACACCAUCAUGAGCCUGCUUGAUCUGUCACGCCACGGUAAGAUCAACCAGUCCAUGUUGCAGCAGGCGCUCUUAAACCUGUUUUCCACGCAGAAGAAGUUCACAAACACCAUCAGAGGACAAGACAGUGUGUUCAAGGUGCUAUCCAGGCUGUUGUCAGUGGCUACGUGGGUGCUGGCUAUAGUCACCAUGGCGUUCCUAGCCGGAAUAACGGCCGAGGCCAUCGUAGUAUCGGGCGCAGCUCUGCUGUCGGCUCUGACGGUCGCGCUGAGCUACCUGUACACGAACUUCGUGACUUCGGUCAUAUUCGUCGCAUUUUCCAACCCGUACAACGUCGGCGACCGAGUGCGCCUCAACGACGGGGAACCGCUCACCGUCAGGAAAAUCCGCACCUACACCACAGAAUUCGUCACAAUGCUGGGCAAGGUUGUGGUGUACCAAAACGCGGUGCUGUCGACCAUGAAGAUAACGAACGAGAGCCGCUCUUCCAAGGCAACGGUGAACUACCAGUUCAAGGUCGACGCCGAGACCACGGAGGAGCAGCUGGUUGCCAUCGAGUCGUACCUCAAAAACGCGUGCAACAUGAGGCCCAACGACUUCGUCAAGGACAGCUGCAUCGUGUUCUACCUAGGGUUCAACCCGGGGCACUGCUUCGACAUCAGCGUCUGGGUCACCUGCGUCGAGAGCUGGGGGAAUUGGCAGCGUAUCUAUCUGCUAAAAGGCGAGCUAUUAGAGCUCACGCUGCGCCAGUGCAAGAAGCUGGGUGUGACGUAUAUGCUUCCGACUCAGCCCAUGACGUUCCCGCAUACGCUCUCCAUCCGCAACACGCAGAAGCGCGAGCCAUCGCAAAACGGGAAGUAG
This is a messenger RNA of Babesia bigemina, 2664 nucleotides long. RefSeq lists its product as hypothetical. Bases 1 to 2664 code for a protein of 887 amino acids. Gene Ontology annotation, molecular function: mechanosensitive monoatomic ion channel activity. Lineage: Eukaryota; Apicomplexa; Aconoidasida; Piroplasmida; Babesiidae. The transcript has 4 exons. Gene Ontology annotation, cellular component: plasma membrane. The record is from RefSeq and is a predicted model, not a curated record. Gene Ontology annotation, biological process: transmembrane transport; monoatomic anion transport.